Messenger RNA from Ostertagia ostertagi, 522 nucleotides. The record is from the annotation of a GenBank genome assembly. Lineage: Eukaryota; Metazoa; Nematoda; Chromadorea; Rhabditida; Trichostrongylidae.
AUGAAUCAGACUACAACAAAUACUGUUCAACAUGUCCUUGAUCGUCGCUACAAUCCUGGCGUAUAUCCACAGACCAGUCAACAACAACCGAUUAAUGGAACUGAUAUGAAGUCUCUUCACGACCAGUUACAAAGGGAACGGCUUCUACGAGAAAGUGCAGAACGUGAACUGCACCAUCUAAAGAGAUAUACUUCCGAUUUGACACGUAACCUGCAGUACUCAUAUUGGGUGAUCUCACAAUUACAACAAGCGAUCAGGCUUCAGAACGCUAAUCAAGCGGAAAAGGCCUGGCCUGUGGAGGCCUCAGGCAUGCAAGAAAGGAUCGAUCGAUUGCAACAAGAAAACGAUUUGCUUCGGAAAGCAUUGCAAACAAGCGAGGUGAAGGUCGAAUGCAAAAGCGAAGAGAAAAUUACCGAUGGCUUUGAUGUCAAUGAGAUAUAUGGAACGAAAAACGAGUUAUUGUUGAUGGCUCUCAAUUAUGAUAUGACUAGUAGGCCGAAGGAAUCGGUUGGUAAUUCGUGA